UUGACGACUGUUUGGAAACUUCACGGCAAUUGGCAGAGUCUCGAGGGGUUCGUUUUCAGGUCAAAAUCAAGGUGAGUUUGCUGUUUGCAAUUGGCCAAUCGUGGACGUUGUUCGUAGGAUGCAACACCCCAAAGCUACCAUUCGCGCGCUGCUCAAAAUUCUCCCCUCUCCCAAGCUCCCAUCGUCGCUGUUUCGAUCGCCAUCUCGCAGAUCUCCGAACAAGUGUUCCUCGCCCCCAGCUGAACUCCAUAUGCCGAAGCGCCCAGCCUUCAUCCCACGGACCUGCGCAUGUCGCCUCUCUCCUAGGCGUCUCGGCAAACCGGACCACGCUCCCCGCACUGCCGGACUGCUCUCCUCGCCACCUGCAGCAAAAUCAGCCUCAACAGCACCGCACACCGUGAGGGGAAUCUAUUUCUCCGCUGUACAACUCCCGUCUGAUGGAGGCAAACAACACAACGCAAGCGGGUAG
Molecule: messenger RNA, 469 nt
Organism: Podospora pseudocomata
Lineage: Eukaryota; Fungi; Ascomycota; Sordariomycetes; Sordariales; Podosporaceae
Exons: 2
Coding region: 119-469 (116 amino acids)
Source: RefSeq, a predicted model, not a curated record